Cottoperca gobio is the source of this 7112-nucleotide messenger RNA. Its product is annotated as laminin subunit alpha-1-like. Gene Ontology annotation, biological process: cell adhesion; regulation of embryonic development; regulation of cell adhesion. NCBI's taxonomy places the organism in Eukaryota, Metazoa, Chordata, Actinopteri, Perciformes, Bovichtidae. The annotation marks the transcript as partial. The transcript has 44 exons. Gene Ontology annotation, molecular function: signaling receptor binding. The record is from RefSeq and is a predicted model, not a curated record.
CAUGCGGCUGUGAUGCCAGCGGCGCCCCCUCCAGUGUGUGUAAUGUCACAACAGGUCAGUGUUCGUGCAGAGAGAACGUGAAGGGACGCACCUGUGACCGCUGUCAGUCUGGUUUCUUUGGGCUCCAGAGUGGGAGGGGAUGUCGGGCCUGUGGCUGCAGCCAAUCAGGAUCUGUUUCUGAGUCAUGUGACGAGGAUGGGCGGUGCCGGUGUGUGGAGGGUGUGACCGGAGAUACGUGUGACCGCUGUCGCCGCGGCUACUAUGGUUUCUAUGCCAACGGCUGCACAGCAUGCAACUGUGAUCACACCGGAAGGAACUGUGACCCUGAGAGCGGCGAGUGCAUCUGCCCCCCUCACACAGAGGGAGAUACCUGCGACAAGUGUGAGACGGGUUACUGGGGCAAGGACCCCUCCACGGGCUGCAAGUUGUGCGGCUGCAGUGCAGGAAGCUCCGCCCCUCAGUGUGAGCUGACCAAUGGACAGUGUCCGUGCAGAGAGGGCUUCUCUGGCAGGUUAUGCGACCGCUGUGCUCCUGGUUACCAUGCUUACCCAGCAUGUUCGGCGUGCGGUUGCGACGUGACGGGAACAGACGAGAAGUUCUGCAACACGACGCUGAGAGUGUGUGACUGUGGACACACGGGGGAGUGUGUGUGCAAGGUGGGGGUGUCGGGCCGGCGCUGUGAGGAGUGCAUCUCUGGUUGGUUCUCUCUCUCCGCUCUCAGUCCGUCCGGCUGCUCUCAGUGUUUCUGUUCAGGACUGAGUUCAGACUGUGAGGAGCAAGGAGGCCUGUACAGACAACCUAUCUCCUUGGCUCGCCCUCCUGCUCUCCUCUCAUUGGUCCGUCAGUCUGACCUGCAGGCUGCAGUUUCUGGAGUUUACCAGCAGGGCGGUGACUCACUGCUCGACACCCGACAGCUGAACAGCAGCCGACUGACGGGCCCUCUAUACUGGAGGCUGCCCCCCCCCUAUCAGGGUCUGCAGCUGCUGGCGUACGGCGGCCUGCUCUCUUACAUCAUCACAUUCUAUGCUGAGGACGGCUCGGGGCUGUCCAAUCAGGAGCCUCAGGUGCUGAUGAGGGGCGGGGCCAUGAGGAAGCUGGUGAUAUACACGGACAUGGUCGCCCCUGGCAGCGGCAUCAGGACGCGGCACGACAUCAGGAUGACAGAGCACAAGUGGAAGUAUUUUAACUCGGUGUCGGAGAAUUCAGUGAGUCAUGCUGACUUCAUGUCCGUCCUCAGUGACGUCGAGUACGUCAUCAUCAAGGCUUCGUACGGGACCCGCCUGCAGCAGAGCAGGAUCUCUAACAUCACCAUGGAGACGGCAGUGAAGGCGGAGUCAGGAGAGGGGGGUGUGGCCAGACAGAUCGAAUCCUGCACCUGUCCGCCUGGAUACAGCGGGCUGUCCUGUCGGGAGUGUGCUGUAAGUUUCUUCCGUCAGCCUUUGUCCGAGUUGUCGUCUCAGACUCAGAAAUUGCUGUUUGUUCGUCCGUGUGUUCGAUGUCGCUGCAACGACCACAGUGAGACCUGCGACACCGAGACUGGAGCCUGUCAGGACUGUCAGCAUCACACUAGCGGGCCGAGCUGUGAGCUGUGUGCCGCAGGGUAUCAUGGGAACGUCAGCGGCUCCAUCCGUGACUGCUCGAUGUGCGCCUGCCCCCUACGGGACAACAGUUUCAGUCCCUCCUGUGUGUCAGAAGGGGCGUUUGGUGAUUUCCGCUGCUCUGCCUGUCAGACGGGAUACGAGGGCCGAUACUGUGAGAGGUGCUCUGUGGGUUACUAUGGUAACCCGUCGUUACAAGGCGGCGUGUGCUCGUGGUGCAGCUGCAGCGUGUGGGGCUCGCUUCGGCUGCUGUGUGACGCUCUGAGUGGACAGUGUGAGUGUAAGGACGGGGUCAGGGGUCAGUCAUGUGACCGGUGUGACGAGAGGCACGUCCUGCAGGGAGGAGAGUGUGUGUCGUGUGAUGACGAGUGCACCGGCGUUCUUUUAGACGACUUGGAAAAAAUACACAACAACUUCCUGUCUGUCAACCUCAGCGGUGUUGCCAUGGCACCGUACCGCCAGCUGGUGCUGCUGGAAAACCAGACCAGAGACGUCCAGGUGGUGUUUUUAGAAAGCAACUCCGUCGCUCUGCGUCUCUCCACGUUGGAGGACAAGAUGAAUCUUUUGACCUCUGACAUUAGCACUCUGCUGCAGCAGGUCCCACGUCUGUCUAACAACCUGAAGAAAGUGGGCGUGUCCACCAACAAGAGCCUUUCCCAGGGUGCACUUCUGCUGGAGAGCAUCAGCAGCCUUGAGGAUAGCAUCCAGGAGCUUCAGAGGGAGGCGGGACAUCUCAACCAGACCUCAGUGGAUGAGCAUGAUUCAGCCAAUCAGACGCAUCUGCUGGAGGAGGUGGUGUCCAUGUUGGAAACCAUCAGAGCUGUCAAUCUAAUAGUCGCCAGCGCUGCGGCCAAUCAGGAGCUCAGUCUUGCAGAGUCUCUCGUCCACUCGCUGCAGGAGGACUUCCUGUCCAGCAGGGUGGCGGUUCACGACAGGCUCCGCCCCCUCUCCUACUCCCUCACUGUUGCCAUGGAAACGCUGCAGCACGGACACACACAGCUGAGCGACGCUACACUCAGAAACACAGAAACACACACUCUGCUGGACGCCACACACACCCGGCUGCAGAUGUACCAGUCUGUGCAGCAGCAGCUGGGGAGGGCCCGUGCAUCUAUGGACAGUCAGCUGAUGCUAGAGGACACCAUCAGUCUGACGGAGGAGUUAAGAAACAGCAGCACGCAGGUGGAAGUGUUCAGCGGGGAGCUGGAUCAGUGGCGCCCCCUGCUGAGGAAACAGGUGAACACGCUGGUGGUUGGACUAAAGAUGGCCGACGCUCUGGAGAACGUUUACCGUGCAGAAAGCCACGCCCAGAUGCUGCAGAGCCACGCCCACUCCCUGCACAGAGCUCUGUCCUCCGUGUGCAAUGCUUCUCAGAACGGCACCAGAUUGGUUCAGCUCGACGGUGACAUCACACAUCAAGUUGACACCGCCCAGCAGGUUGCCGCCCUCGCCCUCAACAUGACCGUCCAAUCAGAGCAGCCGCUGUCAGUAGAGGGUGGGGCCAAACUGAAAGUCAGCUCUGCUGUUUUAGAAGAAAGUCGACUUGUCAACGAGACGGCUGCAGGCCUGCAGCUCAGCAUGUCGAUGGUGACCAGCCGGCUGGGAUUGGUCAGAGAGAGCGUUCGUAACUCCACCCUCCUCCUCCAGCAGCCAAUCAGAGAGCUGCAGAGCCUCUCUAAUGGCUCCUCGGCCGCGCUGCAGGAGGCUCACCAGCAGGCUGCUGCAGCACGCUCCGGCUUGCAGCAUGCACUGAAUCGGCUGCACACACUCAGACAGCAGCUGCAGAAUUCUUCUUCUGUGGUGGAAAACACCAACCACACAGUGAGGGAGACCAACCAGCUGGUGACCCGCACACAGUCUGCAGCCAAUGAAGCGCAGAGUAAGCUGGAGGAGGCGGAGCAUCGCACAGAGCGUCUGAUGGACAGGUUCAAGCCGCUGAGCAUGCUGGGAGAAACUCUGAGCAAGAACUUGUCGGACAUCAGAGAGCUGAUCGAUCAGGCCAGGAGGCAGGCCGCCUCGAUUAAGGUGGCAGUGCAGGCGGACAGAGACUGUGUUCGAACCUACAGACCGAACUCUGAGUCGAGCAACUUCAACACGCUGAGUCUGAUCCUGAAGACGACACGAGCAGAGAACCUGCUGUUCUACCUGGGGAGCAACACCACGGUGGACUUCAUGGUGUUAGAGAUGCAUGCUGGGAAAGUGUCUCUGGUGUGGGACGUGGGCUCUGGCAGCACCAGGCUGGAGUUUCCUGCCGUGGACAUCACCAACAACAGAUGGACCAGGAUCAAUGCGACGCGGUUCGGUGCACGCGGCUCUCUGUCCGUCCAUCAGCUGGAGUCGGAGUCCGCUCCAUUGCCUGCGGUAAUAGCGAUGUCCCCGGGACUGUCACGAGUCCUUGACAUCGACAGAAACACGGUGAUCCACAUCGGAGGACUGGGAUCUCGCACACAGAACCCUGCUCCACUGGGAUCCUCCACCUUCCAGGGAUGUGUGGGUGAAGCGUCGCUCAACGAGAAAAACAUCGGACUGUGGAACUACAACAGCAGAGAGGGAGAGUGUGGAGGUUGCUUCAGCAGUCCCCAGGCGGAGGAGACGUCCUUUCACUUUGAUGGAUCAGGAUUCUCAUUGGUUCAGAAGUCUCUGCGAGCGACUUUCACCUCCAUCGUGCUUCUGUUUAAAACGCUGUCGCCGGGCGGAUUACUGUUGUACCUGGCCUCCAACAACACUAGGGACUUCCUGUCCAUGGAGCUGGUGGAAGGGCGUAUCCGUCUAACCUUUGACCUCGGCUCAGGAGCUCUGAUCCUGACCUCCAGCAGGAAGUACAACACAGGAGUGUGGUACAAGAUCACACUGCUGAGGAACAAACGCAAAGGUUACCUUACCAUCAUGGCAGCCGACCAAUCAUCAGACAAGGAGGUGUUGGAGGCGGAGUCUCCUGGAACGGCCUCCGACCUGAACCGCUCCGAACUCGACCCGAUCUACAUCGGAGGACUUCCUGCCUCCCGACCAAUCAGGCGACAUGUUGUCUCCAGGUCGUAUGUGGGCUGCAUAAAGAACGUGGAGAUCGCUCGGUCCAACUUCGACCUGCUGAGAGACGCGUACGGAGUCAGGAAGGGCUGCGUACUCGAGGCGGUGCGGAGUGUGUCGGUGCUCGCCGGAGGCUUCGUUCAGAUCGCUCCUCCAUCACUCGGCCAGGAGGCGGAGCUUCUCUUCUCCUUCUCCACCAACAACCAAUCAGGAGUCCUGCUGGCUGCCUUCAGUGACAAGCGAACACAGAGACAGCACUUCCUGUCAGUCCACCUGCUCUCAGGUGCAUUGGAGGCGGAACUUGGUGAAGUGGGUGGGGUCACUCAGAGGGUGAUGGUGGUGAAACCGGAUGGCGGAUCCUUCAGUGAUGGAACAAAACAUUCUGUGAUCAUCACCAUCAACCGGAAGUCUCUGUCCGUGCAGGUGGAUGAGAAACACCUGAAGUCUGUCUCUCUGUUGCCGGGCGGAUUUUCUCGUUUGUCUCCAGCCUCUUACUUCAUUGGUGGGCUGCCAUCAGGGGAGAAGUCUCGUCUGCCACUCAGAUUGCAGGAUGUGUCCAGGUGGUUCAGAGGCUGCAUCCAACACCUGGUGGUGGGCGGAGAGCUCGUCGACCUAUCAAGAGCUCUGAGGUAUGAGGGGGUGGAGCUCAACAGCUGCUUAUUGAAGGAGAAGGUAGAGGGGGCGGUGCUGCCUGAUGACCAGGAUGUAGAAUCAACACCUGACCCCGCCAUCCUACCUGCAAUCCCGCACACACACCUGAGCGUCUUGACACCCGGAGCACUAACGUGUGUGUCGGAGGCUGAGCCAACCUUUCUGCCGUCAGCGGUUCAGUUUGGUUCCUCCAAACACAGUCACGUGACUUUCAUCAUCAACCCCAACACUGUCAGGAGAAGUGUGUCGGUGAGGUUGUCGGUUCGAAGCCGAGCUCUGGACGGGCUGAUCGUCCUGCUCUCUGACUCCAAACAGACGGACUUCAUCGUCCUCAGACUGACUGCCGGGAGACUGAUGAUGUCAGCUGACCUGGGGAAAGGUCCCGCCUCCAUAACCUCAUCUGUCACUGUUAACGACGGAGAGUGGCAUGCUGUGAGCGCCGAUGUCAGCCGGCGGUCGGUGUCGGUUUCUGUCGACGGUUUGAGUCCGGACUCUGUGUCUGUGAAAGGAAACCAGCUGGACGUGGACAACCGACUUUACCUGGGAGGACUGCCACACACACACACGACCAGGAGGAUUAAUGCCAGCAGCAGUUUCCCAGGUUGUGUUCGCUCAGUCAGUCUGAACGGAGCCGCAUUGGAUCUGUCCUCGCCAGCCUCGCAGCAAGAUGUCACUUCCUGUUUCACCAACGACCAGACAGGAAGUUACUUUAACGGCAGUGGAUACGCCGCCCUCAUGCGUGAUGGUUAUAAGGUCGGGUCUGACGUGUCAGUGUCUCUGGAUUUUCGAACGAGCCAAUCAGAAGGAGUGUUUCUGGGGAUCAGCAGCGCGAAGGUCGACGCCAUUGGACUGGAGAUGAUCAACGGACAGGUGGUGUUUAACGUGAAUAACGGGGCGGGGCGAGUGUCGGUACAUUCCAUUGAUCAGAUGCUGUGUGAUGGACGGUGGCACCGCCUGUUGGCCAGAAAAACCAAACACACCCUGAGUCUGAGUGUAGACAAGCGGAGUUACUCCACCCCCAACCCUUACCCACAAUCCACCUCUGCUGAGACCAAUAACCCGGUUUACGUAGGCGGCUUUCCAGUGGGUGUUAAACAGAACUGCCUGUCUAUCAGCUCCAGGUUCACAGGUUGUCUGAGGAACCUGCAGCUCAUUAAGUCUCACCUGAGUGACGCUCUGGAUCUGAGCUCUGGCCACUUCCUGUUGGGCAUAACUCCUAACUCGUGUCCAGCUGCCAAGCAACGCCCAGUUGAGCUCUGAUUGGCCCACAUACACCACAGUUUGAUUAAAUGAGUAUUGACCCUAAGGCCCGCCCUUUUUCACUCUGUGCUCCAAUCACAGUUGAGCUAGCAUUUCUACUUCCUGUUAUAGUCCGAUAUGCUAUGUCUGUUUAAAGCUAACAUCACUAUGUAAAAUCACAUCCUAAAUACUAGCUAGCUAACAUAUAGCCAAUGCUACACGAAGAGGAGUUAGCCUAAUGUCGGAUCACUGUCGGCCCGGUUUGUUUGUUUUUUUUCUGAGGAAAUGUUAGUUUUGGAAAAGGACAGAUAGGUUGGUUGCUGACAUUUUUUUAAGAUUAAUUAACGUUAGCCAGAAAACAUCAGGGCCAAUGUUCCCUUAUAUUAUCUCUGGAAGUAACUUUUGGUGUUAUUUGUAAUAAACAACGUUUAACAUCCCAUUGGGAAAAGUUACCUGAGAUAGAAGAUAUUGUCGGCUAGAUGAACUAGCAACAUCGUUCAAUUUGUCCGACCUAGCAACAGUAACUAAGGGGGGCGGGCUUUUGGAUUAUAAUCCAUGUUGUUAAUGUUAAAAUAAAGUCUGGAGGCUGUUGGACGA